UUAUAGGUUUCCGUAAUAUUAUCUGUUUUCGUUUUGUGUGUAUUUUCGUAAAUUACACUUAUCUAUACUCUGUUAACAAUUUGAUACUUAAAGUUCGAAAUUAUCUACAUUUGGCACCAGCCUAAUUUUAUAAGAUUUAGAUGCAACAAUGAGAAAAGGAACAGUAGAAGAAAACGAUGAGAAAGAUGUAACUGAAGGCUUUUGCAAUGGCAAUUCUGAUGAUAACGUUAAGUCUUCCGAGGAUAAAAGAUUGUCACCCGAAGGAAAAGUUUCAGACAAUCAGAAAACGUCAUCCAUCUUGGAAUUCAAAACUAGAUUGAAGUUUGAUGAAGCAUAUCGAAAGAAGUUUCUCAUUUUUGUUACAAUCUGUUACAAUUUCUUCGUUUUGGGUGUCAAUGUUGGUCAGUUUGGACCUACAAUCCUCGACUUGAAGAACAUAACAAGAUGUAGUCUUGGCCAAGCUUCAUUUCUGUUCAAUGCCAAUACCUUGGGUUACUUGUCUUCUUCAGUUAUCGUUGGAUUUACGUUUGAAAGAUUUAACAAACUUCUUCAAAUGUGUGUUGCUGCCGCUUUACUUUCCGUGGUGGUAGCCGUCAUUCCAUGGUGUUCAGUAUAUGAAGUUAUGGUUACCAUUCAUUUUCUCAAAGGCUUUUUCAUGGGAAUAGAAGAUGCAGUUGGAAACGCUUUACUCAUCCAUCUUCUCGCAUCAGAAGUAAAAACAUACAUGCAGAUUCUACAUUUUAUGUUUGCCUUUGGUGGAAUUAUAGCGCCAUUGAUAUCUGCACCUUUUUUGUCAACAGAAGAUUCUAUGGAAUUACAGUCACACAACAGGACGACGUGGAACCUUAGUACAGAUAACUAUACUUUUUUCCAGAAUACAACAGGAUCUCUGAAUGUCAGUCAUAUCAAUACCUCUCAACAGAUUUAUAUACAAUCUAAGUUUUCCAUCGGCACCGGUAGCGAUUCUGAGGUUUAUAAAGCAUACACAAUAUCAGCCAUUCUGACUCUGUUAUCAGCCUUGUCGUUUAUAGUUCUCUAUUGUAGAAGUGACCAAUCAACAUGUCCAUCAUUAAAAAGUGAGAAUGAAGAGCACAAAACAGAGAAAGUAACUGGUCGUAUACGAGUAUUUGGAUUGAUCAUUUUAUGUAUGAUAAUCGCUUCCUAUACGGCAUUGGAAGACACGUAUGCUGGUUUUCUAGUCGCUUUUACAGUGCAGUACUUCAAGUGGACAAAGGCAAGGGGGGCUUUUGCAACAUCAGUUUUUUGGACUUCGUUCGCUAUUGGAAGAUUUUGUGGAAUAUUUAUUGUGAAUUUAAUAGGUCAGGUAAAGUUGCUGCUUUUUUAUAGUUUAACUAUAAUUGCAGCCUUUAUUUGUCUUCUAGUGACAUCCUUAUAUCAAGUAAGCGAAGGAGUUUGGAUAGCAUCUGCAGUAGUAGGUUUUGGCAUGUCUGUCUUCUUUCCUAUAUUUUUCUCGUGGACAGAGGAAAAGUUUUUUCAUGUUGACGGAAAGAUUGCAUCGUUGAUAAUGGCAUGCGCAUGUAUAGGAGUAAUUAUAAACCCUAUAAUUCUUUCCAGAGUUAUGGACACUACACCCAUUUGGUUUGGAUAUAUACUAACGGUGGAAAGUGCAGUAUUGUUAAUAUUCUUUGCUGUUGCAGUUUACAUAGCACGAUUGGUCAACUUAGAACAUUUUAAUCACGAUAAAGAAGGUGAUUUGGUUCUGGAAGUAAAAGAAUGUAAUAGUCCUUCAAAUGAAAUCAGUAGUUUAUAGUGAGAAAAAUAUUGAUAUGCUACUAAUUUAACUAUUAAAACCAGAACGUUUUAAAUUAAAAGAAUGACAUCUAGAAAUCAUUUUUCUUUUUUACAACUUUGACAGAGGUAACGCCAACACUUACCAUUAUUUGUCUUGUAUAUCAUUAACAAAAUAUGUCCAUGAAAUGAUUCUAGAUAUAGGAAGAUGUGGUGUGAGUGACGAUGAGACAACUCUUCAUCCAAAUAACAAUUUGAAAAAAUGUAUUUUUCGCCAUUUGUUUUGCAUAAAAACUGUAUGUAUGUAUAUGUAUUUAUUGCAUAGCAAUAUUAUAUUUCCCACAGAAAGUAAUCAAAAGUUAGCGUGCAAUAAUAUAGGGUUUUUGCAUGAAUAUUAGGGAAUGUUGUCCCGAGUAGAAUUUUAUAUUGCACAAGCUUGCGAGUGCAAUAACAUUAACGGUUACAAUAUGCCUGCACCAUAUAUGUUCUAAGAGGGACAAUAUUCCCCAAUUUUGAUGCAAUAACCCUUUUAUUGUAUAGCAAUAUAAUAUUUGACAGUAAAAAUUGGUUACUUAGAUUUUGUCGUUGUUGAUGUCAUGAAUUUUGAAGAUUUAUUACACUAGUUCAAUAUUGAUAUUUAUUGCACGCUAACUUUUGGUUACUUUCUGCGGGAAAUAUUAUAUUAUUGCUAUGCAAUAAAUUCUAAUAUUGCACUAGUGCAAUAAAUCUCUCAAAAUUAAUGAGUAACAUUGUCCCUCGUAGAACAUAUAUUGCCUCGCAAGCUCGUGCAAUACUAAAAAUUUACUCGGGACAAUAUUCAUUCAAUAAACCUAUAAUAUUAUAUAAUAUUAUAUUUUGAAUUAUUCA
This is a messenger RNA of Mytilus trossulus (common blue mussel), 2616 nucleotides long. RefSeq names its product sodium-dependent glucose transporter 1-like. The coding region runs from base 149 to 1771 and encodes 540 amino acids. The record is from RefSeq and is a predicted model, not a curated record. Gene Ontology annotation, biological process: transmembrane transport. The transcript is spliced from 4 exons. Lineage: Eukaryota; Metazoa; Mollusca; Bivalvia; Mytilida; Mytilidae.